Peromyscus eremicus (cactus mouse) is the source of this 981-nucleotide messenger RNA. RefSeq names its product golgin subfamily A member 2-like. The transcript is spliced from 5 exons. Gene Ontology annotation, biological process: Golgi organization; spindle assembly. The record is from RefSeq and is a predicted model, not a curated record. Gene Ontology annotation, cellular component: Golgi cisterna membrane; Golgi apparatus; Golgi cis cisterna. Lineage: Eukaryota; Metazoa; Chordata; Mammalia; Rodentia; Cricetidae.
UCAUUUAAAUGACAUAUGCAGGAGGCUGUUUACCGCCUCCUGGUACUUUUCUCAUAUGGCAAUGACCCUGAGUUGUCCAUUAAUCCCAGCUUACACUCUUACGGGGACACUGAUGUGGAACCCCUCAUUUUCCUUCUACAGUUCUCUAGCCAGUCUGAGGCCUCUGACAGUAGCCAGCAGUUACAACAUGCCAUGGAGGAGCGGGCUCAGCUGGAGACCCACGUAGGCCAGCUGAUGGAGUCGCUGAAACAGCUCCAGAUGGAGAGGGACCAGUAUGCAGAGAACCUGAAAGGAGAGAGUGCCAUGUGGCAGCAGAGGAUACAGCAAAUGUCAGAGCAGGUGCACACACUGAAGGAAGAGAAGGAACACAGAGAGAGUCAGGUACAAGAGCUGGAGACCAGCUUGGCAGCACUCAGGAGUCAGAUGGAGGAGCCACCACCCCUAAAGCCUCCAGCGGGGCCUUCUGAGGUCGAAGAGCGGCUGCAGGGAGAGGUUGAGCAGCUGCAGAAGGAACUGGAGAAUCGGAUGGGACAGCUGAAGGCCCAGGUGCAGGACAAUGAGAGCCUGAGCCUCCUGAACCGUGAGCAGGAGGAGCGGCUGCUGGAGCUGGAGCGGGCGGCCGAGCGCUGGAGUGAGCAGGCAGAGGAGCGCAAGCAGAUCCUGGAGAGCAUGCAGAGUGACUGCACCACCAUCAGCAGAGCACUGUCGCAGAACCGAGAGCUAAAGGAGCAGUUGGCCGAGCUGCAGAACGGCUUUGUCAGGCUGGUGCGGAGCCUGCAGGCUCUCCUUACUCACAGGGAACACAGCCCUUCUGACCAACAAGAACAUGAAGAUUACCAGUGCCCUGUAAUCAGGGCAGCAUGUCAAAAAGGAGCUGACAAGAGGCUGGGGGAGCUGCAGGAGAUGGUAAACCCAUAGAGGUAGAGGCAAAAAGAUCAGGCGUUCAACAUCACCCUCAGCUACAUAGUGGGCUCAGCCUGA